Messenger RNA from Miscanthus lutarioriparius, 858 nucleotides. The record is from the annotation of a GenBank genome assembly. NCBI's taxonomy places the organism in Eukaryota, Viridiplantae, Streptophyta, Magnoliopsida, Poales, Poaceae.
AUGGCGGCGAUCUCGCACCGGAUCGCAGGGUCGGGCCCCCGCGUCGCCGUUGUGGCGCCGCCUCGCCCGCGGGGGCGCGCCGCCGUGGUCGCGGGAGCUGCCGCGAAGGGCGCACAUCGGGAGCGGACGCUGGAGGGCGCGAGCGACGACCUGAGGGCCGCCGCGGCGAAGUGCCUGGACAGGGCUCCCGCGCGGCGUCGGGUGCGGGCCGCCUUCGCGCCCGUGCUCCCCACCCUCGACCACUGCCUCUUCAAGGUGGCCCCCAAGGGAAUCCAGAUGGAAGAGGGCAGGCGACUGGGCGCCGGCCACCAGGCCACGCCGGGCACCGGCCACCAGGCGAGGCCGCCGGCCACCAGGACGCGAGGAGCGGCUGGACGCGACGUACGUGUGCCCGGCGGCCGCGCUGUGCCGGGAGCGCUGGGACCUGCUGCGCGCGACCGAAGACAGGCGCUCCCCGCUCGGGAGGAGGACAUGGCGGCCAACGGCGCCGCGGGCGGGGAGUUCUACCCGGGUGCGCCGCUGCCGUUCGGGUUGGCGGAGAUCCGUGCGGCCAUCCCCAAGCACUCCUUGGGACUUUGCUGCCUUUCUGGUGGACCAAAGUUGCAAUCUUUAGGCAAAGUGAUCCUGGUGGCGCUGGCAGCCACCAUGCAUGUGGUGAGGUUCAAGCUUUACUGUCCUGUCAAUGUCGUGUGUUGGAAGCGCGCCAUCUGCCUGGAAUUCAUUGGGAAGGCCGAUGUGUUGGAGUACUAUGAUCAGACCGUCUCUUCUCGUAGCGGAUCCUUCUACAUCCCUGCAGUUUUCAGGGCCAAUGAUGCAAUUGGAGACUGGAAGGAGGAAGGUGCUGCUGCAAGAAGAUAA